AUGGCUGCUGCUGUGUUGGACUGGACCACGGUCAUCUUCAUUGUGCUUCCAAACAUCUCGAUGCUCUGGGGUAAGGUGAGCAAGGACCUCCCACCUGAAUGCAGACAGUUCUAUUACCUGGGAGUACCACCACGGGGUCUGGAGCACCCGUCCCAGUGCUUCAUCUGCCAGCACUACAAUAAGAGAGCCCGCUAUGUUACACUGUACAACACUGCUCUGUACACACCCAUCUACUCUGCCUACACCUUCAAGCACUCAGCAGGAGAGGUGUGUGCCGACGUGCCCUGGAUGUAUGAGCCUCAGUUGUUCAGACCUGGUGCGACACAUGAAAUGCAACCUGUUCUCCAGGUGGAUCAGGGGACCCAGCCGUACGAGCAGGCUGGCCUUAGUGACUACAUGAAUGCGGCAGUAUAUGAGCGUGCCCCUCUGAACCCUGAUGUCCACCAGGAGGACCCAGAUGACAAGGCCUCCACCUACACCCUGACCAACACUGUGCCACUGAUGCCUGACUUUAUAGACCCAAUAUGGAGCAAACAGGAGCAGGCCAUCCGCACCCGCCUCAACAACUACUGCAGGGGACCCUCCUACAUAAUCACUGGGGUCACCACCUCUGGACGGACGAUGCGUGGGGAUAAUAUGAAGCGUGUAGCUGUACCAGCAUAUCUCUGGUCUGCAUACUGCUGUCCUAACUAUGAUCACAGCGCUCCCUUCAGUGUCCGAUACAAGUUCCCAGCAUUUGCUCAAUAUGGUCUCAACGCGGAGAAGGACAAUGAGGUGUUGGAGGUGUCUGUCCAGAAGCUCCAGGACUUUCUGAAGAACAUCAUGUCUGAGCAAAACAUCCAGAUUUUUGUGAAUGACUGUGCCCUGCCAGGGGACACUAAAUAG
Periophthalmus magnuspinnatus is the source of this 885-nucleotide messenger RNA. Its product is annotated as endonuclease domain-containing 1 protein. Gene Ontology annotation, molecular function: hydrolase activity; nucleic acid binding; metal ion binding. The transcript has 2 exons. NCBI's taxonomy places the organism in Eukaryota, Metazoa, Chordata, Actinopteri, Gobiiformes, Gobiidae. Bases 1 to 885 code for a protein of 294 amino acids. The record is from RefSeq and is a predicted model, not a curated record.